UCCCACACGGCUCGAUUUAUCCGGCCUUUUUCGUCUCAAUUCCUCGGUCUUAGUACAACUGUACAAGAAAUUUUGUCCUUUUACCGGACAAAAGUCGUCCAUUUCAAAGCAAAUAAGCUCACACACACUCACUCUCUGUAGAAAUUCUUCCACCUUUUUCGCAUUCACGUGUAAUUUCUUCGAAGCCUCAAAGCUCUGGAGAGUUCUCUGUUUUUGAAUUUCUUCGCUGUUAAGCUUCUCUCUCUCUCUGUGCAUUACUAUUCAGGUCUUAAAACUCUGCUGUCUAUCUCAAGUUUGUGGUUUUAAAAGCCGACUGGUGAGGUUUCUCGAUGGCCGGCCGUUACGAUCCAAACCCUUUCGCCGAAGAAGACGAAGUUAAUCCCUUUUCUGACCCAACUGUUAGAGAGAAACCAUCAGUGCAGUCGAAAUUUGGUGGAGGUCCAUUUUAUACAACUACUGCUGGGAGUGUUCCUUCUGCACCAAACUCAAGGCUUUCACCUCUUCCUCCUGAACCUGCAGAUUUCUAUGAUCAUAAUGCCACGGUUGAUAUUCCUCUUGAUACAUCUUCGGAUUUGAAAAAGAAACAGAAAGACUUGCAAGCUAAGGAGGCUGAAUUGAGAAGGAGAGAACAGGAAGUGAAACGGAAAGAAGAGGCUGUGGCACGAGCUGGUAUUGUUCUUGAGGAGAAAAAUUGGCCACCGUUUUUCCCAAUUAUCCAUCAUGAUAUCGCGAAUGACAUACCAAUUCAUCUACAGAGAAUGCAGUAUGUUGCAUUUUCGACGCUGUUGGGGUUGUUUGGGUGUCUUUUCUGGAAUAUUAUAGCCACUACUACAGCAUGGAUUAGAGGAGAAGGCCCAAAAAUCUGGUUCCUUUCUCUCAUCUACUUCAUAGCUGGGGUUCCAGGAGCCUAUGCAUUAUGGUAUAGUCCACUCUAUCGUGCUUGUAGGUCUGAGAGUGCGAUCAGGUUUGGGUGGUUUUUCCUGUUUUACUUGAUUCACAUUGUCUUCUGCAUCUUUGCUGCGGUUGCUCCUCCUAUAGUUUUCAAAGGAAAAUCUCUUACGUGAGUUCCUGUUUUAGAUUUGCACUUAUUUUAAUCCAUUUUUUUUUUCCAUUUCACUCAGCCCUAAUGAAAAUAGCUAUAUAUUCCAUUUCCUUGCUAGUUGGUUAGACUUCCCUUCCUCAAGUCAAUUACUUUGAGGCCGAUAUCAACAAGAGUAGGAUUGUUGACAACUCUUUUUAUAAUGUUAUCUAGGAAUUGAUCCUCUAUCAUACAUAACUGGUUAAAUUAUAUGGUUUGUGUUCUCAUAAAUUUUGGAUCUCCUUCCCUGCAAAUGAUUUAGCCUUUCGCGGUCCUUUGUAACAGAGGUAUCUUGCCUGCUAUAGAUCUCAUUGGCAAGCACGCUUUAGUUGGGGUAAGCUUAAAUCCCUGAUCUAUUGUUUUUUUUAGCCAUAUUUCUUUUGUACCAUCUUCUGAGUUGACAGUAAUAAGAUCUAUGCAAUGCGUUUAGAUUUUUUAUCGUCAGGUUAUGUUGGUUUUUGAAAUGGUGGGAGGUUUAAUCUCUAGACGAUUAUGCACAUUAAAUACUGGAAUUUUCCUUGUAUCCAUGCUAAUUGAUUUCAUUUUGUGUAGAUUUUCUACUUCGUUGGAUUCGGCCUAUUCUGUAUUGAGUCAGUGCUCAGCAUCUGGGUCAUUCAGCACGUAUACAUGUACUUCCGAGGCAGUGGGAAAGCUGCAGAGAUGAAGCGUGAGGCUGCAAGAGGAGCGUUAAGAGCGACUAUAUGAUGGUCGGACCCGAUCAAAGCCAGUGACUGGUUUAGUGUGGAUCUUGGUUUGGUGUGAUCCAAGAACAAGAUAUUGUUCGCUUGAGAUGGGCUUUACCUGUUCAAUAGCUUGUUUGAGUAUUCAUUAUUGUUAUGUAUUUUGUGUACUAUGGUUUAGUGGAACAACUUGGGGAACGACUGUUAAGGUAGAAACAAGACAAUGUAUCUGUUUUGUUUUAGAAGCUGAUUUGAUUUGUCUGUAAAUCUGUGUUAUUGACAUUUAGGUUGUUUUUAUUCAAUCUGGUUUCAUCGGAAAACUUCGAUUUUGUACAUUUU
This is a messenger RNA of Ilex paraguariensis (yerba mate), 2097 nucleotides long. The record is from the annotation of a GenBank genome assembly. NCBI's taxonomy places the organism in Eukaryota, Viridiplantae, Streptophyta, Magnoliopsida, Aquifoliales, Aquifoliaceae.